Messenger RNA from Penicillium longicatenatum, 1491 nucleotides. RefSeq lists its product as uncharacterized. Gene Ontology annotation, cellular component: RNA polymerase II transcription regulator complex. Gene Ontology annotation, molecular function: DNA-binding transcription factor activity; protein dimerization activity. The transcript is spliced from 3 exons. The coding region runs from base 1 to 1491 and encodes 496 amino acids. Lineage: Eukaryota; Fungi; Ascomycota; Eurotiomycetes; Eurotiales; Aspergillaceae. The record is from RefSeq and is a predicted model, not a curated record. Gene Ontology annotation, biological process: positive regulation of transcription by RNA polymerase II.
AUGGACUCGAUCGCUCAUCGGCCCUGGGAGCCUGUAUCGUCGGGGCCUGCGACCCCCGCGGCCUCAGCCCAAACCCUCCCGUCUAUCUCGACUCUCACGGCGAACAUGAACGGCGGGAAUACCCAAGACAAAUCCCCCGGCAAUUCAUCGUUAAAUACAAUUGAGCGAGACUCAGGGAAUUGGUCUAUGCCUCAGAGCACAAGAUCUUCCACUUACUCGACCGCAACCAACGGGACCGGCAACAACUAUCCCUCGCUGACCUUUCUGACCUCCACAUCCCAACCCUCGCCCAACCGAGGACACCCUGCGCCAGAUCGAUCGCCAUACGGUCACGAGCAAUCGACGACUCCUUCCUCGGCCGGCGCGCAACAACCCUCGCCAAAUUUCAACUCGUCGCAACACAAUUCCGCCCUGCCCUCUAUCAACCAGAACUACGAUGCGUCAUCUCAGCGAGGAAGUGUGGCCGAGAUCCCCGAGUCGAGGCGCAGUAGUGUCGACAGUCGCAUGAACCAGGGCAUCAGCUCAUUGGCGAUCAACCCAGCCUCACCAUACCACAGCACCAAUGCCUCCCAGUCCUCGAUCGUGUCCAGUCUUCAGCGUGAACGGGGAAUCGCAACCGAUAUGAACUCAUACCGGGGGCCCCGAUACUCCGGGGGCAGCCAGCCGUUGUCUCCCUUGGGUCCGCGCGCCAACGAUUAUCGGGGAUUCGCGGCAGGGCGAACUGCUCCGGCCAUCUCGUCUAACCCGCGAUCCGAUAUUUACAAUGCCGAGGCGCCCACGGCCGGUAUGGCUUACGCCUUCCCUGACCCGGAUGUAGCUCGAUCAAGUUCAAUCUCGUCCAAUGAAAAAUCAAACCCACCUUUUUCGCGAAAAGGCAGCACUGCGGAGUCGCUGAAUAGCAUUUACUCGGAGUCGCACAUUCCCAGAGGUCAGCACGAUCUAUCGCAAAAUGUACAUCAUCAUUCUUUGCAACAUAAGCAAGUGCGUGAUCUGAUUGGGGAAGCGGAGGCAUCUGCCGCCAACACGCCGUAUAGCCGGACCCCGGAAUUACGUGUCACGCAUAAGCUGGCAGAGCGCAAGCGCCGAAGCGAGAUGAAGGACUGUUUCGAAGCGUUACGCAUGCGUCUCCCUCAACCCCAAAAUAACAAGUCCAGCAAAUGGGAGACUCUCUCCCGGGCCAUUGAUUACAUCACUGGGCUCGAAAAGAAUCUUGGCCAAAGUCGCCGGGAGGUCUCUGUUUUGCGGACGGAAAACGAAGAACUCCGCGCCCAAUUGCAACAACAAGCCAAUGGGGCCUCCCGACCGCCCUCGAUCUUUGAGCAUCACCCUAUGUCCGCGACACCGACCAAUGGGCAGGCCCAACCGCCGGUGUUCUCGGGCUUUGGCAAUGGGUCGGUCGUGGGCCAGGACCAACCUCGCACUCUCCCACCAUUGAUGAAUGGCUCCGUCGCUCCGAUGCAGGGCAUUCAGUAUACCGACGAGCGAAGGUAA